This is a messenger RNA of Seriola aureovittata, 4175 nucleotides long. It is a transcript of the gene prss12, whose product is annotated as serine protease 12. Gene Ontology annotation, biological process: proteolysis. The record is from RefSeq and is a predicted model, not a curated record. The transcript has 13 exons. Bases 160 to 2652 code for a protein of 830 amino acids. Gene Ontology annotation, cellular component: membrane. Gene Ontology annotation, molecular function: serine-type endopeptidase activity. Lineage: Eukaryota; Metazoa; Chordata; Actinopteri; Carangiformes; Carangidae.
CGCACAUAGGACUUUCAUUGAUCCUCGUUGUUCCUUUCUCGGUUCUCACUCUCGUCCCACAGCAGGGCGAUGAGGCUGACUGGAAACCGUCUCCUCAGCUGAUGAUAGAAGCUACUGAAAUCUCUCCCGUCAUCGACUGCUUACAGUCAGAGACCUAACAUGAAUUUGGCAUUUCUUGCUCUAACAGUCGCGAUUAGCGGCUGCUGUUAUUCCAGCAGCGUGCCUUCAUUCAUCCUGCCGUUCACCGACUGCGUCCAGAGCCGUGGGAAAGACGGUUUUUACCGGGGAGCGAUAGACGUCACCGAGUCCGGCGCCCGGUGCAUGAACUGGACCGAGGUGGCCGGCUUCAAGGAGCGCUACCCGGGCAAAGGAAUAGGAGAGCACAACCACUGUCGCAACCCGGACGGCAGGAUCCGACCCUGGUGCUUUUUCAAGAACCACAGAGGCAGAGUGGACUGGGGGUACUGCGACUGUAAACAAGGCUCUGUGCGUCUGCAAGGAGGUCGCUCCAAGCUAGAUGGCAGGGUGGAAGUCUAUCUGGGAGGAGUGUGGGGGUCUGUCUGUGGCGAUGACUGGGGGGACGAAGACGCUGCAGUGGUUUGCAGACAGCUGGGCAAAGGGACCUCAGGUCGUGCACGUGCAGUUUCCCUGUUUCGUCCAGGCAUGGCCAAACUCCAUUGGAGGGCGGUCCAUUGCCAGGGAGAAGAGCCAGACCUCCUCCAGUGUCCCAAGGCUACCUGGAAUGGAGGGGAGUGCUCUCUAGUUGCAGCCGUUACCUGCACCCAACAGCAAGUGGUGUCGCUCCCUAUACGGCUGGUGGGAGGUCAGUCAGGGUCGGAGGGCACAGUUGAGGUCUUCCAUGCAGGGCAGUGGGGUUCCAUAUGUGACGACCAAUGGGAUGACAGUGACGCAGAGGUGGUUUGUCGACAGCUGGGACUGAGCGGUGUAGCAAAGGCAUGGGGCCAGGCAUAUUUUGGCAAGGGUUCGGGCCGCGUGUGGCUGGAUGAGGUGCGUUGCACAGGCAAUGAGCUCACGCUGGAGCAGUGUCCAAAAAGUGCAUGGGGGGAACACAACUGUCUGCACACUGAGGAUGCAGGAGUAUCCUGCAACCCUCUUAUAGACGGUGCUGUUAGGUUGGUAGGGGGUAUUGGGAGCCACGAGGGACGUUUAGAAGUCUUCUACCGUGGUCAGUGGGGGACAGUGUGUGAUGACGGCUGGACAGACUCUAACACACAAGUAGUGUGUCAACAGCUUGGUUACAGGUUAGGCGAGACUCUGCUCUCUGAAGGGCUCGACAUCACCCCAGUCCCACGCUUUGGGGUGGGGUCAGGUCCCAUUCUUUUGGAUGAUGUGAGCUGCACAGGGAAAGAGCCUAGCCUAUUGCUGUGCAACAGGAGGGAGUGGCUCAGUCAUGACUGCACACACCAUGAAGAUGUUAAUAUCGCAUGCAGCCCUGAGCGCAAUGGAGAGAAUCUUCCAACUAGUCUGCCAGUAAGGCUUGUGGGAGGAGAGAGCCCAAGGGAAGGCCGGGUGGAGCUGUAUCUGUCAGGUCUGUGGGGGACAGUGUGCGAUGAUGGGUGGACUGACCGUGAUGCAGAAGUGGUGUGUCGACAGCUGGGAUACAGUGGCUCGGCGAAGGCCCGUGUGAUGGCGUACUUCGGGGAAGGGACAGGACCCAUCCAUGUGGACAACGUGAAGUGCAGCGGCGAGGAGCGUUCGUUAGCUGACUGCAUCAAACAGGCGCCCGGCACACAUAACUGUCGCCACAGUGAGGAUGCUGGGGUCAUCUGUGACUAUGGUGACUCACAGCCCAGCUACAAAGAGGUCAAAGAUCCUGUCAACUCAAUUUGCGGUCUGCGGCUCAUACACACUCGCCAGCGCCGGAUCAUAGGAGGAGAAAACUCUCUGAGAGGUGGAUGGCCAUGGCAGGCCGCGAUUCGUUUGCGAGGCUCUCGAGGAGAUGGGAGAUUGGUGUGUGGAGCGACUCUCAUUGACUCCUGCUGGGUCCUUACCUCGGCACACUGCUUCAAGAGGUAUGGAAACAGCACCAAGCAGUAUAAAGUCAGAGUGGGUGACUACCACUCCCUAGUCCCUGAGGAAUACGAAGAGGAGUAUGGCGUUGAUCAAAUUGUCCUCCAUCCAAGCUACCACUCUCAUAGCAACGACUACGACCUGGCCCUGGUUCGUCUGUCACCGGGGGCAGUGGGCCAGGUGCCGGGAGAGUGUGUGUCAUUCAGCCGUCAUGUCCUUCCCGCCUGUCUGCCCGUGAGGAAAGAGAGAGUGCUCAAACAAGCCAGCAACUGUCACAUUACCGGCUGGGGUGACACAGGUCGCUCAUACUCCAAGACCCUUCAGCAGGCCCCCCUCUCCCUGCUGCCCCGCCGCCACUGCCAGCAGCAUUUCCACGGCGCCUUCACGAGCCGCAUGCUCUGCGCCGGCAGCAUCCAGUCGGACAGGCGUGUGGACAGUUGCCGUGGUGACAGUGGAGGUCCGCUGGUGUGCGAGCGUCCGGGAGGGGGUUGGGUGGUUUAUGGGGUCACGUCCUGGGGUCAUGCCUGCAGGACACAACAGUCGCCUGGUGUCUACACCAAAGUCUCUGCCUUCAGCUCCUGGAUACGCAAAGUCAUCGGACAUGAUGAGAAAAAAAGGUGAAAGGAGAACAUCAAACUGAAACAGCUGACCUCUCGAUCAGAAUGAAUGACUCUCGAGACUCACUCGAUUGGUCAGGUGACAGCUGAUACGACAUUAUCAGUCAUGAAUAAUUGAUGUCAUGAUGUUAUGGCCUGAUUAUCCAGUGAUGUAAGUUAUAACUUGACUUUCAAAUGGAGAGGAAAAGAAGGCAACGCUGGGCUUUUUUUAUUUUGGAGAGAGGAGGGCAUAUAUUUUCUCUCAUCUAAGUCAUUAGCACUUAUUUUAAUGAUUUAAUAUUCUCAUGAGCUGCAAGAUUUUGGAUGGUAUUAAAUCUCAACUCAAGAAUAUGCCGUAACUUAAAUAUCUUUUUGUUAUUACUUGCGACAUUGCAUACCACACUAUAAUGCUUUGUUCUGUUUUCUUCCCCCAUGUUUUCUUUUCUUGCUUUUGUUACAAAGUUUUAUUGUAAUUUAUGAUAUAAAUUAUGUGAGUAUAAAUGUCGAUAAGGGACCAUGUACACACAAUAUACAAGCAUGCCCUCAUGCAUACACAGUAAGUUAUGGCAUGGCAUGAAUUUGCAGACUUGCACGAAGAACUCUCAUUAGGUACUUAAAGCAUGAUAUUCAGUGCUUUUGCGUUUAGCACACCAGUCAUAUUGGCCAUAUUUGCCAAAGUGAAUUACGUCUUUAAACCUCACUUCCAUCUUGAUAUGUAAAGUUUCUCCAUUGUGCUCUUUGUUUUUCCUUUGUGUAAAAAGCAGAUUUCAGGUCUUAGUAAUGACUCGGGCAUUUAUCAUUUGUAUCCAAUCAGUAUUUGUCCUUGUCUCAGUGCUGCUUAAUGUUUGCAGAGAAAGGAACAGACUAAAGUGUUUCUGAGUCAAAUCACAAAACAGUGUUUCUAAGCGUUGAUGUGUUAUAUUGACAAUUUCGUGUUCUUUUAUCCUGGUGGGAUAGUUGAGUGUCGUCAUGGUUUUGAUGACACUGAGGGAAGACAAUCUGGUACACUUGAAAAACAAAAACAGACACUACACUGCCUUCUCGUUUUGGGUGUUUACUGACUGUGUGUUAUGUUUUAAUGUACUGUAACAUUUCUUCAUAAACUAAGGUUUUGUAAAAAAAAAAAAAAAGAAAAGUCUGAGUGUAUUGUGUUUAAUCAGAAACUUUAAAUACUUGAGUGACAGUGACCAUAAUCUGUUUAGGUCUGAGUGGUUGUGACAACGUUUUCUGUCAUUCCCACGAAGCCUGAAAGUUGAACAUCAGUUGGAACAACAGAGUUCUUUCAGGGUUUUUUUUUUUUUCUGACCGCAAACUGUCAAAGUGAGCACCACCAUGUCAGACAAUGUGUAUGCACACACACCCACACACAGUGUCGCUGGUAUGUCACACAGUGUCUACAGGAAUGGCACCCAUUUUCUGACUUGUCCUCAUUUACAAGUUAAACACGUGUUGAGUUAACGUGCAUUAUUCAAGGACUGGGACCAACUGUUCCAGUGAGAAGCUGCAUGGAUUCUUGGCAACACAAAUAAAAAUAUGUCCAGAACUUGG